Messenger RNA from Plasmodium cynomolgi strain B, 450 nucleotides. RefSeq lists its product as hypothetical. The transcript has 2 exons. The record is from RefSeq and is a predicted model, not a curated record. Lineage: Eukaryota; Apicomplexa; Aconoidasida; Haemosporida; Plasmodiidae. The annotation marks the transcript as partial.
AUGGGUUUAGCCUUUGAUUUUUUCGAAUAUAUUGAAGAAUAUUUAAAAAAAGUAAAGUAUCUUCAGCAUGAUGCUAAAUCCAAUGAAAUUUCUAAUAAGUGUUCAAAUAUUAAUUUUUUGAAGGAAUCUUCGAAAGAAAAUGAAGAAAUAGCGAGCAAUGUUUGUCCAGACUUUAUAAAACUGUAUAAAUCAUUAACUACUGGUGUAAAUAAUGUAAAAGAAUGUAUUGAACCUAGGUAUGAUUGCGGAUUUAUUAACUAUUGGGUAAAUUUUAAAAUAGCUAAAAGUAGAGGAAAUGAAAGUCAUUGUAUCACAGAUUUUUACAAACAUAUAAAGAAUAAGUUUCAGAAUAUUUUUAAUAAUGAUAUAAAUUUAAUGAAAUGUAUAUACGAUAUUAAAAGUGACGAAAUGGAUAAAAUGAAUAUAUUAUAUAGUUUAUAUGAGACCAUC